UCCUGCGGAGGCUCUUGGCCUGGGUCCCUGAGGCCAGGCGGGUGCAAGUGAAGGGCGCCGGAGGGGUGAGGUUACGUCUCCCUGGAGCCCCGCGCCGCUGGCUUUUCAGCGACUUGCCGGGAGCCCGUGGCCAGAGCCCCAGACCGCGCCGACCGCCUCCCUGCACCGUGCGCCUCGCCCAUGUCUCAGUCCGCUCCCAGCUCGGACUUCAAGAGGGCUUUGGACAGCAGCCCCGAGGCCAACACUGAGAAUGACAAGACCGAGGAGGACGUGCCCAUGCCCAAGAACUACCUGUGGCUCGCCAUCGUCUCGUGUUUUUGCCCCGCGUACCCCAUCAACAUCGUGGCUUUAGUCUUCUCCAUCAUGUCUCUGAACAGCUACAAUGAUGGAGACAUCGAAGGAUCCAAGCGGCUUGGGAGGAAUGCCAAGUGGGUGGCCUUCGCCUCCAUUAUUAUUGGCCUUCUCAUCAUUGCUAUUUCUUGUGCAGUUCACUUCGCACGAAAGGCCUGAGCAGCCAGCAGCCAGCAUGGAGGACGGACCUCAUCCACACACACCCCAAAGGAGUUUCUGAGGAAUGGAUCCUUGACUUCAGACUGUGAGAUCUUUUCCUCCAGGGCUCUCCCUGGCAAAUGAACUAAAAACGAAAAGAAAAAAAAAAUGUCCACAAUUUAGGAAAACCAGGCAGCAAAGCCAGGCCAGCCAGGGUCAUUGUUUUGUUGUUUUUUUUUUUAAGAAAGAAAAUCAAGUCUCACUGUUUCAGUUUAUCAAAAGCCACUGUGUCCAUGUGUCCUUUCCUCUUCUCCAGAGAUAAGCCUCAGAAAAUCUCAUUACUUUUAAUGGGGGAGAGGGGUCCAGAUCCGGAAGGAGAGGGAGGUUCUGGGAAGAGCAAUGGAUGCUGGUGUUUGCGAUGUUGAGCACGUUUGUAGCAUGUUUAAAGGCAUCAAAUAGAGCUGAAUUUGUGGAUUGUUUCCUUUUAUUUCUACAUGUUGUAGCUUCGCUUCAGUCUUCAGUAGCUCCUCCGUCAGUUCCCCAGAGUUCACCAUCCCGUCUUUGAAGACUCCGAUGAAGGAGCUUUCUGGUCUUCUGUCUUGAUCUCACUUCUCGUAACUCCCUCCCACCCACCCCUUCCUUGCAUCCACCCCGGGUGAACUUGACCACAGCCACAGUUUUCACUCAGACUCUGAGAAUGUACUUAGUGGUCAAUUCUAGGUACACGGCCACCUUUCCCAUCCCGGUUUUGGGAAUAUGCUGGCUGUGUUUAUAGGAUGUGCUUUUAUUCAAGCUCUCUCUCCCCUCCUUCUCUCUUUAGCAAGUCUCAGGCAAGACCUCUGAUUUUCCUGGAGGCCACCUGGAAAUGCCACCCACUGUACUUACUUUCUGUCAAAUGUAAACCCUUUAGGUGUGACUAUACUGGUUUAACAAGGCCACCAUUAUUCUGCCUUCCAGAAGACGCUAACCUGGUGGUACACAAAGAUAAUUUUCAAGUCAUUUAAAGCCACGACAUUAAGUGACACCGAAUCACAAAGAACAUUUGCCCUUUUCUAUUCUUUUUCAAUCCUGAUUACAGCUCAGAGAAAGUCUCUGUGUAGUGCUCAUGGGUCCUUUGGUUCUUUUUCCUUCUUAAUAAAGAAAGAGCAGGCCUCAGGUUCAAAGUCUUGUUUAGAUAGAAUUUAAUAACUUACUGGGUUGUGUUUUCAUUCUAUGUAUUUUAUUAAUUACCUUCCAUUUAUAGCUGUCUACUUAGGGACAUUGUUUUCUGUUCAAAUACAUUUACUUAAGAAAAGGAAGUGGACUCAGAAAAUAUUAAGUGGUUAACACAACAGGUGAUAGGUAUAUAUGUCAAAAAUAACUUCAAACACUAAUAUUAGAAAUAGUGAAAAUAACUUUCCUAAGCAAGAGAAAAGGCAGCUUAUUCUAAGUGAAUGAACAAGAGGCUGAGUCAAAACACCUGAGUUCCAAAGCCUUUUCUGCCACUAACUAGCUAUGCAGGCUGAUUUCAGGCAGGUUUCUUAGCCUCUGUGCCUCACAUUUCUUCAUCUGGAAAAUGGAGAUAAGAACGCCUGCCUCCUUACCUCAGAGUGUUGUUAUGAGAAUUCAUCGCCAUGAUAGAUAUGAUUGCCCCUGGAGGGAAAUUCUAAGUGCUCUACAAAGCAUUGUUCUUAGAUAUUGUGAAUCUCAGGCGUUUGUUAAAUAUCCUGGACCCUCGCAAAAAAUAAACACUGAUGGACACCAGAUUCCACCUGUCAUUUUUCCCAGACGUCCGUCACGAGCCAGCACUUGUCCCAGGAGGACAUGAAUCAGGAACACCAGUUCUCAGCACACAGAGAUCCUGGCAUCAUUCCAGUAUAUGGGAUCCUGAUUUCUGUUUCUCACACCUUGUUUUUUGUUUGUUUGUAUUUGAGUCCCUGAUCUUCUACCCAGAUCAAAUGAAGUGUUGCUGAGAGGCAGAAUAAAAAUGGUUUUAA
Molecule: messenger RNA, 2465 nt
Organism: Orcinus orca (killer whale)
Lineage: Eukaryota; Metazoa; Chordata; Mammalia; Artiodactyla; Delphinidae
Gene: TMEM233
Product: transmembrane protein 233
Exons: 3
Coding region: 181-510 (109 amino acids)
Cellular component (GO): membrane
Source: RefSeq, a predicted model, not a curated record